AUGACAAAUCAUGACUUUACGUUUAAAAUUUUCUUUUACUAUACUGUCUCCCACGCGUAUUGCGAGCUUAGUGCUAAUCACACGUGCAUUGUGGUCAAGGAGGCGGCAGACUUCACAAAAAAUAUUUUGAAAAAAUUUCGCGAGAUCUCUACAAUUUCCCUUCUUUUCUCUUCUAGAGAGAAGAGAUCCGCUUUUUACGGCGCCUUUUGUGGGCGGUGA
Molecule: messenger RNA, 219 nt
Organism: Plasmopara halstedii
Lineage: Eukaryota; Oomycota; Peronosporomycetes; Peronosporales; Peronosporaceae
Exons: 2
Coding region: 1-219 (72 amino acids)
Source: RefSeq, a predicted model, not a curated record